This is a messenger RNA of Camellia sinensis, 432 nucleotides long. The record is from RefSeq and is a predicted model, not a curated record. Lineage: Eukaryota; Viridiplantae; Streptophyta; Magnoliopsida; Ericales; Theaceae.
AUGGCUAUAUUUUGGGAACGAGUACUUGUUUAUUUUAAUUCACAAUUCAGCAGUGAAUCAAAUCGAAAUCGUAUUUCUUUGACUCACCGUUGGUCUGCUAUGCAAAAGGCAAUUAAUAAAUUCUGUGAUUUUCUUGAACAAAUUCAACUGAGGCAACAAAGUGGAACAACUGAGGCAAAUAUGGUCAUUGAAGCGAAGCGGAUGUCUCAUGCAAUACAGAAAAAACACUUCACUUUUGAUACAUGUUGGGAGAUUUUGCGCCAAAGUUGUAAAUGGAAUGAAUUUCGAUCAAAAAGAAGCAUGCAACCUAUUGAUCCAUGUUCACAUUCACCAACUGAAUAUGAGGCUUCUCAAUCCAACCAGAAUAAUGCGGUGCACGAACAACCAUCUAAUACAUCAACACGACCAAUUGGUACUAAGGCAGCGAAAUAG